Melanaphis sacchari is the source of this 484-nucleotide messenger RNA. RefSeq names its product odorant receptor 46a-like. The record is from RefSeq and is a predicted model, not a curated record. The coding region runs from base 11 to 484 and encodes 157 amino acids. Gene Ontology annotation, biological process: sensory perception of smell; detection of chemical stimulus involved in sensory perception of smell. Gene Ontology annotation, molecular function: olfactory receptor activity; odorant binding. The transcript is spliced from 5 exons. Lineage: Eukaryota; Metazoa; Arthropoda; Insecta; Hemiptera; Aphididae. Gene Ontology annotation, cellular component: plasma membrane.
AAGAAUAAUAAUGUAUCACCAAGAUAUUUUGAAGAAAUAUGAAGUUUUCUUAGGUAUUUUUGAAAAAGCAAUAUUGAUACAAGUUUUUGUUUCAUCACUUUCACUCGUCCUACUUUGGGUCAUUUUAAUAACGAUUUUUUCCAGUGUAGAUAGAUUUGAGACUACGGAACAAACAAUAAUAAGAAUGUUAUCUCUAAUUCCUGCAUUCUCCUUUCAGAUAUUUAUGGUGUGUUAUUUAUUUGGAAAUUUACACAAUCAAAAUGAUUCCAUCGUAUUCUCAUUGUAUAGCAGUAAUUGGAUUGAAAUGGAUAUGAAAUGCAAAAAACUAAUAUUAUUAAUAAUGAGAGUGAAUAAUGCAAACUUUAAAAAGUUAAAAUUUACAACAUUAAAAAUUAUAAACUUGGAAUUUUUUUUUAAAACAAUAAGUAAUUGCUACUCAAUUAUUUCAGUUUUAGUUAAUCAGAUAAAAAACAAAGGAUUAUAA